This is a messenger RNA of Knipowitschia caucasica, 4866 nucleotides long. The record is from the annotation of a GenBank genome assembly. Lineage: Eukaryota; Metazoa; Chordata; Actinopteri; Gobiiformes; Gobiidae.
AUGGAGAGGACAGAGCAGAGCUCUGAGGUGGACCGGCCACCCUCACCUCCAGAGCGAGGACUGCUGCAUGUGUGGCAUUCAGGGGGCCACUACGAGCAGCUGAGCCCAGAGAGGGUGCUCCUGUCCAGGCCUGUCCUUCAGACUGCCCUGGGAGAGAACCAUGGAGUCCUGCUUUCACAAGGAGGUCUGGUGUAUUCGUUUGGGGAGCUGCUGUGGAGGGGGCAGAGUGUCCCGCUGGCUGCCCCGGUCCUGGAGGUCUGUCUUCAGGGGAGAGCAGUGGUGCGGGUCACUGCCGGAGGUUUCCACUGUGGCGCAGUGACGGCUCAGGGCAGCGUCUACAUGUGGGGCGAGAACACAGCCGGACAGUGUGGUCUGGGCUCGGACGUCACAGUGCCGGAGCCCAGUCUUGUGAGUGUGGUGGACGGAGACGUGGUCCCUCCGACUGCAGUGCGGGUCGUGGAAGUGGCUUGUGGACGGGAGCACAGUCUGGCUUUGUCGGCCCAAAACGAGCUGUGGGCCUGGGGCAGCGGCUGUCAGCUCGGGCUUGUCACAAACAUGUUUCCAGUUUACAGGCCUCUGAAGGUGGAGCACUUGGUGGGCAGGCAUGUGAUUCAGGUGGCUUGCGGGGCCUACCACAGUCUGGCCCUGGUCCGGAGUCUCUCUCAGUCGCACAACAAUACUCCAAACCCUGUUGAAAAAGUGAAACGGGAACGGCGGCGCUCGUCAUCUCACAGUUUCAUGGCAGAGAAAAUGGAAUCGUCAGUGAUGGAAGAAGAUUCGCACUACUGUCCUCUGGGAGUGGAGCUGUCUGAUGUCUCGACAGGGGAGUGUCCCCGAAGGAGCGUUUCUAAAAGGAGCCAAGUGGCAGGCAGGAGUCCGCUCAGCAGUAGCCCUGGAUCAGCUCUGCAUCUCACCUCACUUGGCAAAUCUCAGUCUGAACAACUUGACUUUGACGAAUCGUCGGACCAAACAGACUUCAGCCUUAAACCAUCAUCGCACUGGAAAAGUAAAAAGUUCUCAAAGGAGCAGGACCUUCAGACCCUUCUGCACAAACUCUCUGUGCAUUCAAUAGAAAUACCUCGAACUGCCAACUCCAGUGACACCGAAUCAAUGAGCGCUUCAGUUGACAGCUGCGCCUCUUCGACACCAUCUUCAGAGCUGUACUCUUCCAGCUACAAAGACGAAUCCCCCCCUAAAAGUCAAACAAACCACUUUGGGCCGUACUCGUCCUCCCCAGUGGGCAUAGACGAUGUGCGCCUGUGCCUCCGGGAGCAGAGUCAGUCUGUGUGUGUGGAGAGCAGCUCCAGUCUGUCUCACAGCAGAGACAAACCACAGAUCAGGAGACGCUCGCUGCCUGGAGCGCCCUCUCAUGGGUCCCCACUGCGGCGGCAGCUCUGUGCCUGCAGGAGCUGUUUCGGUCACAGGUCGGGGGGGUCAGAGGCCGGAGACGGUCUGCCCUGCCUGGACACGGAGGUGUGGAGCUGGGGCCGCGGGUCAGAGGGCCAGCUGGGACAUGGGGAUCAGCUUGCCAGGCUUCAGCCUCUGUGCAUCAAACCUCUGACUGGUGAAGAGGUGAUUAAAGUGGCUGCAGGGUCUCACCAUUCACUGGCCAUCACUGCCCACUGUCAGGUGUACUCCUGGGGCAGUAACAUGUGUGGUCAGCUGGGUCAUGUGAACAGUCCGGUCACAGUCCCAAAACAGGCCAAGCUCUCUGAGGGGUUCCGUGUUUGGGACAUCUCAGCGGGACAGAGCCACUCUCUGAUGUUGGCCGAUGGAGACUGUGUGCAGCCCGUGCUCCUGUACUGUGGGCAGCAGCAGGAGAAAACAUGUUCAACUCCUCCAAAGGGAACAAGGUCGUGUCAGAGGUCUCCCAACAGAUCUGAGAGCUACAGCGUCAGGCCCACUCUGAUGCCUUUCUGCACGGAGCUGGGUUACAUCAGCAGCGUUCACAGUGGAGGACAGACAUGUGCACUUCUUGCAGACCAAAACAUCAUGGGCUUCAUCUCAGCAAUCCACGAGCUCGCAUCAAGGGAACGACAGCUCUAUUGUUGGUUAAGCAGCGUCAAGAAAAUCUUCCUCACUCCACUACGCACAAGAGAGGGCGUGAAUCCGUGUCUCGGCGACCCGUGCACUCGGCUCUUCUUUUGUGUUUGUGAAAAGUCUUUUUCUCUGAACCUCCUGAUUGGACAAGACGCUGCCGCCCUCAGCUACUUCCUGCACGAUCUGCAGAGCUGUGAUGUCACUUCCCUUCCGCUCGUUUCCCACACUGACCACUUCAUGGACACCUUUAAAGAGUAUUGUUCUGCUGUUGGAGAUUUUCAGGUCAUGGGUGGAUUUCAGAAUCUUCAGAAGCUAUCAAACGACUGUUUAGGCUCCAAACACGACGAGCUCCAUCAGCUCAGUGUGUCGGACUCGGACAAGGAUGAGGUGGACCUUGUCUCACUGUUGUAUUGGCCUUUACAGCAGCUUCACCACUACAGCCGACUGCUGCUCAAGCUGGCCGCCUGCUACGAUGUGCUCAAUGAAGAGUACCAGUGCCUCCACCAGGGCUGCAGUCUGUUCGAGUCUCUGUCGUCAUCGUUGCUAAAAAGGAAAAAAGAGGCAGAAAGGACGUGCAACUUUUGGAAAACACACUCCGGGAAAACUACUGAGUUGCUUCGUUUGCCUCAUCGCCGUGUGGUGUGUGAGAGCAGCCACAGAACUCUGACUUUACAAAACGCAGGACGCUUUUCCAACCACUGGUUCAUUCUGUUCAACGAUGCUCUGGUCCACACACAAGGCUCAAUUCCUUCUAAGAGUUUUUUUUCCACUCAUCACAUUUACCUGCUGACGUGUCUGUGGGUCAAACCAGUCACUGAAAACAACAAUGGCGUCCAUGCCAUCAAAAUUAUUUGUCCAGAAGAAAGUUUCUCACUGGUGGCAUCUACACCAGAAGAAAAGAAUAAGUGGCUGCGGGCUCUGAACUCGGCUGUGGACCUGGUUCUCGGAGGAGGAGGUCAGGGCUCGGGGGUUACGGCGAUGUCCCGCACCGCCAGCUACACGUUCACCGCAGAGGGCCGCUUCAAAGACGCAUAUUACACUGGGCACUGGCAGAACGGGAGAGUCCACGGGAGAGGAACGAUGAAAUGGCCUGAUGGACAGAUUUAUACCGGAAACUUCAAAAAUGGAGUGGAAAAUGGUUAUGGUGAGUGCUUGAUGCCAAACAAGGCGUUGAACAAAGCAGACUGCUACCAAGGGCAAUGGAAAGACGGACAGAUCCAUGGUUUUGGAAAAUACAAGUACGCCGCAGGUGAGGUUUACGAGGGCUGUUUCUUUGAAGGCCAGCGCCAUGGUUACGGGAUGCUCAGCUCUGGUCGACUGGCGCGCUCCUCCUCCAGCGUUUUCAUUGGACAGUGGGAUCACAACAAGAAGGCGGGAUAUGGAGUCUAUGAUGACAUCACCUGUGGUCAGAAAUACAUGGGGAUCUGGGUGGAGGAUCAGCGCCAUGGAAACGCAGUUGUAGUCACUCAACACGGCCUUUACUUUGAAGGAACGUUCAAGGAAAACAAGAUGAGCGGUUCAGGUUUACUGGUGUCUGACGAUGACACCACUUUCCAUGGAGAGUUCUCUGAUGAAUGGACCGUUAAUGGAAAGGGUCUCUUGCUGCUGGCGAAUGGCGACUGUUUUGACGGUGAAUUCAGUGGAGAAUGGGCUUCACUCAAAGUUACCGGCACAUACACCAAAACACCAGCGGGCGAACCAGUGAACCGAGAGAGAAGCAACACACUUGCGUUGGGGCAGUAUGUGGUUCCAGCGGGGCAGCGGUGGCUCUGUGUGUUUGACGAGUGUUGGAGUCGUCUGGGCUGCACCGCCCCCGGAGACGGAGAGAGGACCGUGGCCUGGGACAACAUUGCUGUUUCCAUAACAACCACCAGAAGACAAAUUCCAGAUCUCACUAAAUCUCAGAGUAAGAUCCUGGAGAGCCUGGAGCUCAUUCCUCAACAUGAAGAAAUUGUUACCACUGCGAACUACGACCAUGUCCGCCGAUACCUCUCUAAAGCGUGCGAGACUCCCCUGCACCCGCUGGGCUGGCUCGUGGAGACACUGGUGACCGUGUACAGAAUGACUUAUGUGGGCUCCAACCGAAAACUCAUCAAGCAGGCUGUGGAGGAGGUCCAUGCCUAUCUGCACCACUUCUUCCACAUCGUCAGGUUUCUGUUCCCGGGUCUACCAGAGGACGGCAGCAUUAUCCCCGAUCCUCCGACUUCUCCCACCAGAUGUAGACACUCCUUCAUUUCUAACACAGAGGAACAAUGUGUUGUUGUGGUGAGUCGCUCGUCUCUGCUGCUGCCGCUGCUGCUCCCUCGUCUGUACCCUCCGCUCUUCACUCUGUACGGGCUGCAGCAGGAGCAGGACGAGGCCACGUACUGGGAGCGCAUCCUCCGACUCAACAAGUCUCCAGACCAAGCCCUGCUCAGCUUCUUAGGAGUGCACCAGAAGUUUUGGCCUCUCUGGAUGUCGAUUCUUGGGGAGAAGAAGCAGAUCGUGUCGAGCAGCAAAGACGCCUGUUUUGUCUCCGCUGUGGAGACGCUGCAGCAGAUCAGCACAACAUUCACACCGUCAGACAAACUGACCGUGAUCCAGAAGACUUUUGAGGAGCUGACGCAAGAAGUAAAGCCGCUGGUGGAGGAGAGCUUCCUGUGGUGCAUGGACGACCUGUUUCCUCUCUUCCUGUACGUGGUGAUCAGAGCCAGGAUCAGGAACUUGGGAGCCGAAGUGAGUCUGAUUGAAGAUUUUAUGGAUCCUAAUCUAGAGCACGGAGAGAUGGGGCUGAUGUUUACCACACUGAAGGCUUGUUAUUUCCAAAUUCAACAGGAGUCGAUGUAG